AUGAUAAAUAGAAAAAGCGAAUCUGUGAGCUUUACUCCCAGAGCAAUUACUAACAGACCAAUCAGCAGCAAUCGAAGAAGGGGACGUAACGAAAUAACAGAUGAACAAAAAAAUGAAAUAAAAGAAGCUUUUGAUUUAUUUGAUACAGAAAAAACAGGAAAAAUUGAUUAUCAUGAGUUAAAAGUAGCCAUUCGAGCUCUUGGAUUUGAUAUAAAGAAAGCAGACGUAUUAGAGUUGAUGAGAGAAUAUGAUAAAACAAAUUCUGGUCAUAUUGACUAUAAUGAUUUCUUAGACAUAAUGACCCAAAAAAUUAGUGAAAGAGACCCAACAGAAGAAAUCAUAAAAGCCUUCAAAUUGUUUGAUGAUGAUGAUACUGGAAAAAUUUCUUUAAAAAAUCUUAGAAGAGUGUCAAGAGAACUAGGAGAAAAUUUAUCUGAUGAUGAAUUGCAAGCCAUGAUAGAUGAAUUUGAUAAAGACAUGGAUGGAGAAAUAAGUCAAGAGGAAUUUUUAAGUAUUAUGAAGCAAACAAGUCUAUAUUAA
This is a messenger RNA of Plasmodium adleri (nom. inval.), 540 nucleotides long. Its product is annotated as centrin-3. Gene Ontology annotation, cellular component: microtubule organizing center. The record is from RefSeq and is a predicted model, not a curated record. NCBI's taxonomy places the organism in Eukaryota, Apicomplexa, Aconoidasida, Haemosporida, Plasmodiidae. The transcript is spliced from 5 exons. Gene Ontology annotation, biological process: spindle pole body duplication. The coding region runs from base 1 to 540 and encodes 179 amino acids. Gene Ontology annotation, molecular function: microtubule binding; calcium ion binding.